Molecule: messenger RNA, 2061 nt
Organism: Emiliania huxleyi CCMP1516
Lineage: Eukaryota; Haptophyta; Isochrysidales; Noelaerhabdaceae
Exons: 3
Coding region: 1-2061 (686 amino acids)
Source: RefSeq, a predicted model, not a curated record
AUGGCGGCCUCGCCCGCCAUCGACCUGCGAGAGCCGCUCGCGGCUCUGUUCAAGCGCGCGGGCGUCGCCGAAAGCCUCUACCGCAGGUAUGAGGGGCGGCUCGCGGAGCUGGGCGUUGGCGAUGCCGGCGACCUCCUCGAGGAGGUCGCUGAGAAGGGCAUCGGCUCGCUCGACAUCCACGACCGCCAGGCGGAGAAGCUCCGCCGAGCUCUUCUCGGCCUGCGGGGCUGGGGGGACGCAGCUGCGGUCUUGGCAUCCCUCAGCGGCUUGUCGCUGGGCGACACCCCGGCUGGGGUGGCGGCUGGCGAUCAGGCGGCUGGUGGCGGGGCGGCGGCUGGCGGCGAGGGCCGCGGCGGCGCGCGCCCCGAAGAGGCGGACGGCGGUGCCUGCGACGCGCAGGCCGCUGAAGGUGGGUCCGGAGAUGAGGCCACGGGUUCUAAGGCGGGCGAGGCGGCUGCUGAGGCGUUGGCGGAGGCGGCGGUCGACGCUGUCUACGGGGCGCUCGUAGCGGCGACGCUCGAGGAGUGGGCGGGCGCGAGCACGGACAACCCCGUCUCCGCGGAGGACGCUCGAGGCCCAGGCCUCGAGUGUCAGGAUUGCUUUGAGAACUUUUACAAGGAGUACGACGUGGAGCCUUGGCUCUGGCGCCGGGCGAUGCGUGAGGGCUGGUCGGAGCUGGGGGGCUGGUCGCGAGAGGAGAUGGAGGCGGCGGAGGAGGAGAUGCGGCGCGGCGAGGGUUCUGAUGCCUAUGGGCUUCAGAUCUCUCAGCUAGGCGAGUGGGUCUGCGAUGCUUGCUUGGAGGGCUAUCUGGGGGGGGGCGUUGGCGACUACUCGGAGCUGCGCAGCGGCUACGUUGCGCCGUAUCCGAGUAACCCCUGGAUAGGUCGCUCGCGCGACCUCUCCUGGAUGCGCAAGGGGCCCAUAGGGGUCACGCGGAGGGAGGCGCUGUUAGCGGCGGAGGAGGCGAAGGCGGCCGCGCGGGCGGCGGAGAAGGCGGCGCGGGCAGCGGAGGGGGGGAAGGGCGGCGGCAGCGGGCGGCAGUCCCGCGAGGCACGCCGGCGGAAGGGUUCGUCUUCGCGGGGCGGGAUUCACCAUUCGGCCUGGAGGGACAUGCAUGCGGCGGCGGGCCGCGCAGGGAGGAGGGAGCAGGUGCGGUUUGUCUCGGUCAGCCAGUUCGGCGCGGGCGCGUUCUUGAACGCGAUCCCGACCCGCGCGCACUUCCGUCUGCCCUCGUACGUGCUGCGCUUCGCGCUGCAGCGCCGCUUCGGAUUGCACCUGUCGAUGAUGACGGACGUUAUGGCGGACGGCAUCUACAGCCAGCACGGUCUGCCCUUUGACGCCCUCGGCGACGUGGCGCAGAACGACGGCGCGGCGGGCCACCAGACGCGGCACAAGGAGGUCCUCCUGGACCUCGUCGAGCUGCUGCGGGGCAAGCUGGGGCGCGGCGCUGUGGAGCACGAGUUUCACUGCGAGCACAGCACUACGAGGACGGACUUGUACAUUUACCAGGGCGUGAUUGGGGACCUGCCAUGCAUCGGCGACACGAAGAUCUUUGCCGGUGUGCCGUCGGACCCCUCGGGGGCGGGGCGCAUGGGGGCGUUCGUCGCUUGCGGCAACACGCUGCCACGCGCCCGCGAGACGGUUCUGGGCGUGGAGGGCGGGGACAGGGGUGGGAGGGUGGGACGGUGGGAUCCGCGGACGGGGACCGGGACGGUUGAGGCUGUCAAGGGCCAGUACACGGACGCAGAGGGGAAGUGCCAUGUGGAGGCGUUGCUCUUCGAGGAGUUCGGCGCAAUGAGCGCGGGGGUGGAGGAGCUGCUGAUGCGGGUGGCUGAGGUGGCGGGCCGGAAGCUCACGUGGUGGCAGUACGACCAGACGUCGUGGUCGGCGCGCGAAUGGAUGCCGUUUGCGCUGCAGCGACUGUCGGUGCAGCUCUGGGUGGCGCUCGCGGACGAGGCACAGCGCGCCAUUGGUGCGGCGUCGCGCGACCGCGAGGGACCGCGGGGGAAUGCUAGUGGGAUGGGGGGCUCUGAGGGGAAGGGAGCGGGGGGCGCCCAGUAG